GCGUGCAAUACCGUCGGACGCCGCCGACGUCCGCGUCGAACGCAAACGAGGAAACUCGGUCCGUCCAAUAGGUUAUUUUUUUAUUAUUAUUAUAAUACCUAUACCAUAUAUUACACCGGUGACGUGCCGAUGUAGACGAUCUUCUCGUCCGCCGGUUGCCGCUUCGCGUCGUGUUCGUGUCCGUAUAGGUAUUUGAAUCUUCGUCGGCGUGGGAUGUGUCGGGAAUUUAAGAAUUAAAAGUGGCCCUCGAUGGGAAACAAAACUGAUGGGACUUCGAAGUUCAUCGCUGGCCAAGAAAAACGACGAUACACUGACAUGGGUGUUGCACAGAAGGGACUUUUGUCAACAAGAGCCCGGUCAGAAACCUCGUGAAACGAAAUCGUACGGCGGUUCAACAUCGUCCGAGUACCGCGGAAGAAGGCACAAUAACCAUGUUCAGAGAAAAAGGAGAAACCACGUGCAUUCAAACAUAUUGGACUACGGCAAGCCCGAGCAGACGUACGGCUACGGAAUAUCUGAUUUGGACGAUUUCCUUUCAAAAUCGUCGAUCGGCCGGCCGGGCAACAUACCGAUGGUGCUGUGCACGGGCUGUCUGCUGUACCAGACGCAGCUCGACGACCACUACCAGACGGAGGUGGCGCUGCCGCUCGGCAUGGUGGUGAACGCGGUUUUCAAGAACGAGCAGUGGCUGUACGUGCAGACGCCGCACGCCGAAGAGGGCUACAUACCGUACGGCAGCUGCUUGCCCCUUGGAAUCGUGCCGCCGCCGGACGCGGCCAGGGCGCCGUGCUGGGAGACCCAGUCGGACGUGUUCCCGCGGCCGGUAGGCGACCGGCGCCGUCGCGGCCGCGGUCACCGGGGCGGCAGCGUCGUCGCCGGCAGAGGCGGCGGCGAUUACGAUAACGACGACGGUGACGGCGACGACGACGACGACGACGACGACGAAGACUACGACAACGACAACGACUAUCGAGACGACCGAGACGUGGCCACGUUGCUGUUCCGGCGUCGCCACUGUGGACGGCACCCGUCGUCGCCGUCGCCGCCGCCGCCGACGAUCCGGCGAACCUCUGCCGCCACUAGGUCCGUCACCGGCUACGGGUACUUGUGACGACGCCGUCGUCACGCUGUGCAAUAUUCAUUGGUAUAAUCGCGUGUACAGUCUGCGCGCCGUUCAAUAAAUAUAUUGUAAUAUUGUAUUAUUAUACUGUCCGCCGUCGAAAUCGCAGUGGCGUCGAGAUCAAGGGGCGUGCCGGGCUGCAGCGUUUCGGCGCCGCGGAGGUUUUAAGUGCUGCAGGUGAUACGGUCGUAAUACGUCCGUUCUACAAUCUCCGGGUGGUAACACUAUAAUAGUUAUACAGAAUUUGUUGUAUAGGUACAUCGUUACGAUUAUGACUUUGGUUAUUGGCGGCAGUUGUAGACCUCUUACACGACCAUAAUAUUAUAAUAUAUUAUAAUUAUAAUAAUAAUAAGACGAUCAUUGUCCGUUGAAAUAUAUUUUAUUACGUUAUUUAUAUGUAAUUUAUGUAUAACUAUAAAUUGUAAUGUUUAAAACCGAAUUUUGUAUACUCCUGUACCGCCUAUACACCUUAUAUUUGUACGUUGGUCUUGUCGGCCGAUUAAAAGGUAAAAACGCAUUAUCUCUGUUAUUGGUACGGUGGUCAUCCACAAUAUUUUAAAUUUUUCAAAAGACCAAUUCGUUCUAAUAUUAAAUAUAUAUUAGUCAUAUCGACACAA
Molecule: messenger RNA, 1737 nt
Organism: Rhopalosiphum padi (bird cherry-oat aphid)
Lineage: Eukaryota; Metazoa; Arthropoda; Insecta; Hemiptera; Aphididae
Exons: 4
Coding region: 266-1111 (281 amino acids)
Source: RefSeq, a predicted model, not a curated record